AUGCUGGCUGCUCACAACAAUGCCAGGUCCAAUGUCUCGCCGAAGCCUUGCACCCCGCUAGUGGACCUGACUUGGAGCUCCACCCUGGCAAGCGUGGCGCAGACGUACACCAAUCGCUGCAUCUUCGACCAUAAUGGAAAUAGAAAGACCGAUGCCGGCAGUGCUUUCGCAAGACGGACAGUCGGGGAGAACCUCUACAUUAGUGUUGCCAGUACAGUUGGUGGGCCAUGGGGGUUAGACACGGAUGCCGACGACGUCGUUGCAAGCUGGGACAACGAGAAAUACGACUACAACUUCACCACGAACACGUGCAAACCUGCCAAGGUGUGCGGCCAUUACACGCAGCUGGUGUGGAGCAGCACAACCCAAGUCGGCUGCGGUGCGAAGAUGUGCAUGACCGCCGACACAACGGGCCAUAGUUUCAACCCCACGCGGUUUCCACUUGCCUACCUGGUUACAUGCAAUUACGCUGAUGCCCAAGGUCGCCAGCAACCGUACAAACUGACCACUACUUGUCCUCCGACCACAACUUCUUCUCCAACCACUACACCUGCCCCAGUCACCACCCCUCCUCCAGCCACUCGCACCCCAGCACCGUCAUCUCUACAACAGUCCACAGGGAAUGACACAACGGUUGCGGGCCAGUCGUCCGCGCCCAGCACGCAUUCUCCCCGUCUGUUCAUGGCCAUCUGUCUGGCCGGACUGGUUCCUCUUAUAUUGACUGCGUCUCUCUAA
Messenger RNA from Sycon ciliatum, 735 nucleotides. RefSeq lists its product as uncharacterized. Bases 1 to 735 code for a protein of 244 amino acids. NCBI's taxonomy places the organism in Eukaryota, Metazoa, Porifera, Calcarea, Leucosolenida, Sycettidae. Gene Ontology annotation, cellular component: extracellular region. The record is from RefSeq and is a predicted model, not a curated record. The transcript has a single exon.